AUGUGUGGUGCACACUUGAGCCGUGGAGUGGUGGUGGUGGUGGUGCUGUGGUUGAUACUGAUUGUGGUGCUAUCCGCACCACCGGGUAGUGAAAGUGCUAAAAUCCCCACCCGACAGUAUCCCGCUGGAGUGGAUUUCUUUGAGCAUGAGUUUACCAGCCUUUCGGCAGACGAAUACGAUCCCUAUGGUCCGGAUAUAGGGGAUGAUGAUCUGGGCAUUGAUGAUCCAGAGACAAUGCCGCGUCUCUUUCAAGGCGAUAUUGCCAUUGAUCCUUAUACCUAUAUUACCCUUCGUCUGGGAGUGAAUCCCAUGAGACAUCCCAAGCGGCUUUGGCCCAAUGGCACCAUUCCCUUUGAGAUCAGUCCGCGUUAUGUGAAUCAGGAAAGACAGGCCAUCGUCCAGGCUCUGAAGACAUUUAACUCACUCACCUGUGUGAGAUUUGUGCCAUAUGAUGGGGAAGUGGAGGAUUACCUGUUGAUUGAACCACCGGAGGAAGGACCCAAGGGAUGUUGGUCCUAUGUGGGUCGCAGGGGUGGAGAGCAAGUGGUGUCCCUGCAGAGACCCGAUGAGAACAGUGCCCAUUGUUUCAGCAGCGAGGGAAGGAUAAUGCAUGAACUAAUGCAUGCCAUUGGCAUAUAUCACGAACAAUCUCGAGCCGAUCGGGAUAACUUCGUGAAGAUACAUUGGGAUAAUAUUGUACCAAAAUUCCGAAAGAAUUUCAAGCUCGUGUCGAAGAAGAAGGGGAAAUACGCCUUUGACUACGAUUACAACUCCGUAAUGCAUUACGGUGAAUUUUACUUCAGCAAACGGAAGGGAGAGAAGCCCACGAUGACCCCCUUGCAGCCCGGAGUCAGGAUUGGUCAGCGGAAGACCAUCAGCAAGAUCGAUUGUCUUAAGAUCAAUGAACUCUAUGGAUGCUUGAAGGGUCGCAGGGCCAAAAUGUAUCGCAGUUUCUGUCGCCUAUUGGGGCUGUAGACUUUGU
Messenger RNA from Drosophila serrata, 982 nucleotides. RefSeq names its product hatching enzyme 1.2. Lineage: Eukaryota; Metazoa; Arthropoda; Insecta; Diptera; Drosophilidae. Gene Ontology annotation, biological process: proteolysis. The record is from RefSeq and is a predicted model, not a curated record. Gene Ontology annotation, molecular function: zinc ion binding; metalloendopeptidase activity.